AUUAUGUAUAUAAAAAAAAUGUUUAGAUUAUACAGUAGUAUUAAUUAUCGAUUUGAUUCAGUUUCAUUCGAACCAUCAAUUUUCACUUGUCAGUUCUGCAGCGGUGAAAGAUAAAAAUCUCUUUCUUUUUUCCUAAAAAUCUCUUUCUUUUUUCCUCUUUCCUCUUAAUUCAAGAAAAACCUUUUGUUCGAUCCCAAUUGCUGUUUACUCGAAUUCUUCUUUCUUCUCCAAUUUAAUUCAUUUUCAGGGUUUCACUUUUCUCUCGAAUUUUCCCAGAAAAUUCAUGGAUGCAUCUUUAACUCUGUCUCUUUCUCACACCAAUUCCGAAACUCAAGACCUAAUCGGUUCCUACUUCUUGGAUCAAUGGCGACUUAAAUCCAAAUCCGCCGCCGCUAAAUCCGAAUCAGUCGCUGAACCGGAAAAAACUCAGUUAAUGGAAGUAGAAGAAUCAGAAGAUGAAAAAGAAGAGUUACCUACUGAGCUGGAUACUUUGAAUAGUUCCGGUGGGUUUUCGAUUGUUGGACCUGAUAAACUUUCAGUCCAUUACCCUAAUGUGAAUCUUCAUGGACAUGAUGUUGGAGUUGUUCAAGCUAAUCGGCCCGCUCCUUGUAAACGCCUCGUUUAUUACUUUGAGAUUUCUGUGAAGAAUGCUGGUGCUAAGGGCCAAAUUUCCAUUGGUUUCACUUCCCCUGGCUUUAAAUUGCGUCGCCAACCUGGCUGGGAUCCAAACAGUUACGGAUAUCAUGGUGAUGAUGGACUGCUUUACCAUGGACAAGGAAAGGGAGAGGCAUUUGGCCCGACUUACUCAACAGGUGAUACUGUUGGCGGUGGAAUCAAUUAUGCUUCUCAAGAACUAUUUUUCACGAAAAAUGGAACUAUUGUAGGAACAGUUUUCAAGGAUGUAAAGGGGCCACUAUUUCCUACAGUUGCGGUGCACAGCCAAAAUGAAGAGGUUACCAUCAACUUCGGGAAGGAUCCAUUUGUUUUUGAUAUUAAGGCAUAUGAAGCGCAGGAAAGGACAAAGCAGCAUUCAACUAUUGAAAAAUUGUCUAUACCUCAGAAUGCCAGUUAUGGAAUCGUUCGCUCGUAUUUACAACAUUAUGGAUAUGAAGAUACGCUGAGAAUGUUUGACAUUGAAAGUAAAAGUACUCUUCCACCCAUCUCCUUUAUUCAAGAAAAUGGCUUUACAGAGGACAUGAAUAUGUAUUCAUUAAAUCAAAGAAAGGUUCUUCGUCAGCUAAUUCGAAGUGGUGAAAUUGGUGAUGCCUUUACGAAACUUAGAGAGUGGUAUCCUCAGAUAGUUCAGGAUGGCACAUCAGCUAUAUGCUUUUUGCUUCACUGUCAAAAUUUUAUUGAGCUAGUACGGGCUGGAAAGCUUGAAGAAGCUGUGUUAUAUGGAAGGACUGAAUUUGAAAAAUUCUACAAGUUGGGAGACUAUGAUGACUUGGUCAAGGAUUGUGCUGCUCUGCUUGCAUAUGAACAACCACAAAAAUCCUCUGUUGGGUAUCUUCUAGGAGAUUCACAGCGAGAAGUUGUGGCUGAUGCUGUCAAUGCAAUGAUUUUAUCAAUGAACCCAAGCGUGAAAGAUUCAAAAGAUUGCUUACAUUCAUGUCUUGAGAGGCUACUCAGGCAGCUAAAUGCUUGCUUCUUGGAGAAGAGGUCUUUGAAUGGGGAUCAAGGUGAAGGUUUCCAUCUGCAUAGAAUACUUAACAGUGGUAGAAAAGGCUGAGAGUUAAGUCGGUUUGUAUUCCUUGUCACUCCCGACCCAUGUAUAUACACAACUAAGUCUUUCAAGUUACUAUCUGGAGAAAUGCCCCCUGGUGACCAGAACACAUGCUGUGUAAAGUCGUAUGUACUGCCUUUGAUUCGUAAUAACUAUUCAUUUUCUGGAAUACUGGGUUGGCUUUGUUUUGGCAUCAAUUCAUGCCCCCACUACAGUAAACCUUCAAUAGUUCGUGCACAUUGAAUGGUCAAAUUCUCUACUUGGGUAUAAUGCCAUCCGAGGUUCUAUGGGAUAGCUUUUGUACAGAUGAAUUUUUCAAAUUUAGUAUAUUGUUGUUUUGCCUAAA
Molecule: messenger RNA, 2069 nt
Organism: Nicotiana tabacum (common tobacco)
Lineage: Eukaryota; Viridiplantae; Streptophyta; Magnoliopsida; Solanales; Solanaceae
Product: ran-binding protein M homolog
Molecular function (GO): protein binding
Source: RefSeq, a predicted model, not a curated record